This is a messenger RNA of Penicillium taxi, 1545 nucleotides long. RefSeq lists its product as uncharacterized. The transcript has a single exon. NCBI's taxonomy places the organism in Eukaryota, Fungi, Ascomycota, Eurotiomycetes, Eurotiales, Aspergillaceae. The record is from RefSeq and is a predicted model, not a curated record. Bases 1 to 1545 code for a protein of 514 amino acids.
AUGACGGAGGCUACAACAAGACUCCAUAUCUGUCCUUUCACUCCAGAUCUACUCCCAUCCAUUAUCCCAGCGUCAAUUCGACCUUCAGCUACCGAUAUCUCAUUUCACUCCAUUCCCACCUUCCCCGAGAACAGCUACGGUUAUAUCACUCUGCCCAUCAUGGACGCAGAUAAAAUCAAGCGGAAGCUGAACGGGUCCAUUCUCAAGGGAAAAAAGUUCAAAAUCGAGGCCGCCCGCCCUUCAAAGCGACAGAGAAGUGAAGAAGAUGCAGAUACCGAAACACCGGUGAAGUUGAAGAAAAAGUCAAAGAAGAUCAAGGCAGAGAGCAAGCCAGAAGAGGGUGUGAUUGAUGGCUACGAAAUUACCUCGGACCGGAAAGUGAAGAGAGGCUGGACAGAGCCCAAUUCCAAGAAGCAUACGAAGAAGAGCAAAGAGGACAAGAAGGAGAAGCCACAACCCAAAUCCAAAUACACUGAGAAGUCAGAGUGCUUAUUUCGAACGAAUAUCCCUCCUAAUAGGUCCGACACCUCAGACCAUAAAAAGAGUAAGAAAAACAAGAGCCCAUCGGAGUCGGUCGUCCAUGAGUUUGCGAAAACUGCCUCGUUUCCCAGUUUCUUGCGCGACAGUAGUGAUAAGUCAGCGCCGACAGCGAAUUUCGAAGAGGAAUCAGGCUGGGUGGACACCACUGGAAACGUGAAGGAGGCCGUGAGCCAGAAAAUUCGAAAGAAGGAUUACCAGCCUGGCAAAGUUCCUGGUGUCAAAGAGAAAGCACCAAAACUGUCAAAGUUCUCAAAGUCGUCAAAGAAAGAGCCUACUCCGGAACCUGCAAGUGAAUCGGAAGAUUACACUUCAUCAAGUGGCUCCUCCAGUGAAAGCUCAGACCCUGAUUCGGACUCGGACUCUGAGACUCAGUUGAGCGACUCAGCUGAGCCGUCUCAGUCUGAAAAGGAAAAGGAUGCGAAAUUUGCAAAAGAAACCGAACCAGCUGUCGUGGCUUCAGCUUCAGAAUCAGACGCAAAGUCGGCUGGUGAACCUACACAAUAUACCGACGAUCAGGCAGCCAAAGAAAUUCACCCAUUGGAAGCCCUCUUCAAACGGUCUGCUCCAGCAGAUUCCGAAAAUCAACCAGCACCAGAAGAGAAUGCCGGGUUCAGUUUCUUUGGUACAAACGACGACAUCGAGUCUGAGGAUGAAACGACCGAACCUCAAACUCCUUUCACUCCUUUCGGCAAAAAAGAUCUCCAGGAUCGUGGUAUGCGAAGUGCGGCACCCACGCCCGAUACGUCUGCGGCGACUCGACACAUGAACUGGAACGAGAGUGAUGAAGAUAUGGAGGACGAGGAAGAGGAAGAGGAAAUUGGCGCUGACACUCCCGUUUCCAAGUCACGUGGAACAGAUAAUAAUGAGGAGACUGGAUUCACCAAAUGGUUCUGGGAGAACCGUGGUGAAAACAACCGGUCCUGGAAGAGGAGGCGACGUGAUGUAGGCAAGGAGCAGAGACAGCGUGAGAACCGGAAGAAUCCUGGCCAAAAGGGCAGGUCUUAA